Messenger RNA from Nicrophorus vespilloides, 1494 nucleotides. Its product is annotated as caspase Dronc-like. Gene Ontology annotation, biological process: proteolysis. Lineage: Eukaryota; Metazoa; Arthropoda; Insecta; Coleoptera; Silphidae. The record is from RefSeq and is a predicted model, not a curated record. Bases 141 to 1457 code for a protein of 438 amino acids. The transcript has 5 exons. Gene Ontology annotation, molecular function: cysteine-type endopeptidase activity.
AUUAUAAUUAGAAACUGAAAUGUAAUUUACUUUCGCUUUUAUUGUUACACCGUGAUUCAUAAUCGUCGCUCAUUUAUAACUGGCCGUGGCUCGCUGUCAAUAGAUAAGAUAAGUACAUUAAUGAAAGUGGAGCCUUAGACAUGUUCAAAAUGUUCGGAAAAUCGAAAAAGGAAAAGAAUAGUAAAGGCGAGAAGAAGAAAAUUGUUGUCGACGAUAACACCAAUUUUUCAUCGUCGAUCUCAUCGAAUUUACAACAAAAUGUUACAGUUAAACAUUUCGCCACUCGUACAGUUACCACUACAUUUUCGUCUUCAGGAAAUAAAAUUACGGAAAGUACGACUAAAAAUCUAACAUCUCAAUUACCUCAGUCCCCAUAUACAUCGCCAUUUCGCAGGGAUGGACCGUUUUCAAUAUUUUCAGGAUCUCAGCAAAGGGGAAAUUCUCUAAUUUCCUCGAACAGAAAUGCUUUCCAAACAGAAUUCGCAGGAACUAAUUUACAAGCGGAUGCUAGACCUAUAAUACCCAUACAGUAUAAUACAAAACCAGUAACAUUGCCAUUGAAGAAUGUUGUUCCUACAUCGACGUACGUAUCUCCGUAUAAACAACAAACAUACGUAUCUCCGUAUAGACAAACGGAACCAAAAAAGACUGAUUUUAAAGAGUACAAUGAACUAUCCAAUGCUUUAGUAAUCAAAGUUAAGAAAGCUAAGACUUUUCACGAUCAAAAUGGGGGACCGGUGCCAGUGUACUCGACGCACGGAUCCCGCAGAGGUAAAGCCUUGCUCAUCAAUAACAUCAUGUUCGAGAAGGAUCAGAAGAGUUACAGGAAAGGCGCCGAGGUGGACGAAAAGAAUAUAUCGGAGUUGCUCAACCAAAUGGGUUUUAAAGUGGAAAAAUAUCGAGAUUUGACAAAGAAUCAAAUGGUUAAAAAACUGGUCGAUUAUGCGUCGAGUUAUUCAUUGAAAAACGUAGAUAUAAACGUUGUGGUGAUGAUGAGCCACGGAAUUGGGAAUAAUGAUGGUAACACGCACAUUGCUGGCACAGACAACAAUCUAUUGAGUAUUGCGGAUAUCGUCGAGAAGUUCGACAAUUCGAAUUGCCCGAACUUGAUUGAUAAACCAAAGAUUUUCAUAUUCCAAUGUUGUCGAGGUGAUCAAGAUCAAAGGGUGGAACGCGAUGCCGCCCAAAUAAUGAAAGCGAAGAAGAAAUAUAACGAUAUGCUUCUUGCAUAUUCCACCAUCCCUGGUUACGUUUCGCACAGGAAUCCCGUUUUGGGUACAUGGUACAUACAGGCCAUUUGCAAAGUGUUCAUGGAACACGCGUGCGACACUCACGUCGAAGAUCUGCUGAAGAUCGUUGAGAACAUGCUGAAUCAGCUGGCAGGAGACUCUGGAUACACCCAGACGAGCAGCUACGAGAAUAGAGGCUUCAAAUUGUGCUACCUCCAUCCCAAAUAAUUUAAAGAAUCUUUCACAUAAAUCAAUCCAAAUAUUU